This is a messenger RNA of Armigeres subalbatus, 2835 nucleotides long. Its product is annotated as acyl-CoA Delta-9 desaturase-like. Lineage: Eukaryota; Metazoa; Arthropoda; Insecta; Diptera; Culicidae. Gene Ontology annotation, biological process: unsaturated fatty acid biosynthetic process. Bases 533 to 1693 code for a protein of 386 amino acids. The transcript has 4 exons. The record is from RefSeq and is a predicted model, not a curated record. Gene Ontology annotation, molecular function: iron ion binding; stearoyl-CoA 9-desaturase activity. Gene Ontology annotation, cellular component: endoplasmic reticulum membrane.
CUGAUAGAUAAAACGACCAUAACAAUUUACAUCAGAGGAACUACAACUGGUCGCCGAAAUUUCGUCAACGAUGGUGUCUUUGCAGUUUUAUGUGUCUUUAUUCCCAUCUACUAGUUUCCGAGCUUGGCUCAAGCGUGAGACCUUCCACCCAAAUGUCUUAUAUACAAUUGGCAAACCCUCGCGGCGGCCACCCCGUGAAUCAUCGCCGUCUGCAAGCGACUAACUGUUGGUACCAAAUCGCAUCUCUUAGCAUGGUUUAGUAAAUCGCUCUGGUCAGAAGUAUCCAAUGGAUUCAUUUCAGUGGUUUUCAGCGAUCGCCGAAAGGUGAAUCGUAUAUUCAAGAUUUCGCAAAUAGUAAAAAAAAAUCAGGACAAUAUGCAAAAGUUAGAAACCGGAUUUUUUUUGAGUAUUUUGCCAAAUCGAAUCGAUUGAAGUAUCAUCGGUUAACAUUUGUCACAGAGCGUGAGUUGUGAAUGGACGUGAAAAUUUCGGCGGAAAACUGCGAAUCAAAUUCUUGAAACCGAGAUCCAAUAUGACGGUUGCUAGGGACAGGGUUGUUCUGGAAUCGGAUGAUAACUUGUGCGCGACGAAGAAAGUUAUCAGCGAUGCUAAUAAUAACGACGUAUCUAUGAACGAUGACAAAAGUGUAAGUGACAAUGAGCUUGAUCGGUAUAUCGACCAUUAUAACCAGUGGAAGCAGUCGGCAGCAGGAAAAUGGUUGCAGGAGAAGGUCGAACGAGCCUUGGGAACCAAAUUCGAUGCUGAAAUCAAAUGGAAGAACGUGGCCAUGAUCGGCGGAUUACAUUUCGUUACAGUUGCAUUGUUCUUCGUGUACGUAUGGGACUCAACGAUCGUCACAUGGCUUUGGGGAAUCGUGGUUGGAGGCUUGACCGGUUUUGGUGUCACCGGCGGAGCGCAUCGGCUGUGGACACAUCGGGCAUACAAAGCCAAACUUCCGCUGCGCAUCAUCCUGAUGUGUUGCUACUGCAUGGCCGGUCAGAACAGUUUGUACGACUGGGUCCGGGAUCAUCGAAUCCAUCAUAAGUACUCCGAAACCGAUGCCGAUCCGCACAACUCGAACCGAGGCUUUUUCUACGCACACGUUGGAUGGCUGAUGCUGAGAAAGCACCCUGAGUGCAUUAAAAAGGGUCGUCUGAUCGACAUGAGCGACUUAAUGGCUGAUCCGGUUAUCCGGUUUCAUCAAAAGUACUUCAUUGUACUGAAGAUUUUGUUUACCUUCAUCAUUCCAUCGAUGAUUCCGUGGUAUUUCUUUGGCGAGGACUUUGUGCUAUCAUUUCUGGCGAACUGUCUACUGCGAAACACGAUGACUUUGAACUUUACUUGGCUAGUGAAUAGCGCGGCGCAUAUCUACGGAAAUAGGCCCUACGACAAACGCAUUCAACCAGUGGAAAACAGAGUCGUUUCAUUCUUCUCCCUUGGCGAAGGUUGGCACAACUACCAUCAUGUAUUCCCCUGGGACUACAAAGCUGCUGAAUUGGGCAGCUAUUUGACCAACAUGACCACGUUCUGGUUGGAUCUUUACGCCAAGAUUGGAUGGGCGUACGAUAUGAAGGAACCAUCCAAAGAUUUGGUUCGACGGAUGAUUAAUAAGUAUGGUGACGGAACUCAUAUCACGACGCCCAUUGCUGCAUUACAUGAAGCUGAGGAACCAAAUAUCUCAAAAUCUCUUUAAAUCCAAUCUGCAGAUUUAUCCUAUUCUGUGCCUCCCUACAUUUUCCCAGUAAUAAUGAUAAUCUACUAACGUUUACGUUCAAAUUUGUUCCAGCCAAGCACGUCAAUUUGUAUAUUGUAGGGAAGGCAAGAUUUAAAAAAUCAGUUGUUUGAUUCAAGAUACGCGACCUUAUCAAGGAGGACAUAUUUGUAUGAAUCGUAUUGAUUGCAUAUGGUUCUAAAAAAUCUUCAACCGAACCCCACCUUCCUGUCAAUUACCUUGCCUUUUGACACAUACAUUUUUGUUUAAAUGGCUUUUCAAUCCUUUUUUUUUUGUCUUUAUUAGGGAGACUUUCAGCCCGAGGCUGGCUCGUCUCCGCUUUUCAAUCCUUCGUUUAUCUUUUAGUAAAAAUCUAUUUCAUUAUCAAUUAUUAUUUUAUAUAUUAUUUAUAUUUACAUUUAACCAACAAAUCACUUGCAGUUUGUUUUUCGUAACAGAAACUGUAACUUAAAACAAAAACAUUAUGCAAUUUAAAACCGUUACCUUGUGCUAGAAUCAUGUGCGAAAUAAGGAAUUUGCUCAAAUACAAGAUGCCAGUACAUUGAUAGUCUCAGUUGUUUAAAUUAAAAAUCAUGCGUUAUGAUGAACAUGACAAGGAGAAGGUGGGCAUAAAACAUUGGUUGGGGUUUGGUGGAAAUUCAUGAUUACCAUGUCUACUUAUGCUCUCAAUAAUAAAUAACUUAUCUUAGACUGACUGCACAUAUCUGAAAUGACUACUCCGUGAUUGAUUGUCACUGUGAAAGUUUCAUUGACUGAAGAUUCACGAAAGAAAAAUAAAUGUUUCUAGAUACAAAUACCAACAAAAAGAAAAUUUAUAAUUUGAUAGGCAUCAUUGAAACUGGAUUCACUCUGUUAAGUCAUAUUUGGCCAUCAGGGCUUUUUAUACAUAAAUGUGACCUAGCCACUAAGAAUCUACGCUUAAAAAUUAUGUAGAAUUUGGUCAUAAUUAUAACGCUUGACUGUCAUUGUUAGUCAAAAAUUUAGCAGAUCCGAGGAAUGCUAAGUAUGGUAAAUUUAAGAAUGGAAUCAAGUGGAAAAAUUUAUCUUAACAAAGUGUAAUACGAAAGAAUGUUUUGUAAUAAAUAUUUAAAGUACUACCAUAA